Molecule: messenger RNA, 2106 nt
Organism: Melopsittacus undulatus (budgerigar)
Lineage: Eukaryota; Metazoa; Chordata; Aves; Psittaciformes; Psittaculidae
Gene: GALR2
Product: galanin receptor 2
Exons: 2
Coding region: 153-1247 (364 amino acids)
Biological process (GO): G protein-coupled receptor signaling pathway
Cellular component (GO): plasma membrane
Molecular function (GO): G protein-coupled receptor activity
Source: RefSeq, a predicted model, not a curated record
UGCUGCCCCUGCACCCCGGUUCCCGUGCAUCCCUGGGGCGCUCCCCGCUGACCGCUCUGUGCAUCCCUUUUGCCGUGCAUCCCUGCUCUCUCCCCGUGCACCUCUCUCCCGUGCCUCCCGGAGCAGUCCCCACUCUCCCGCGCUCUCCGGCCAUGAACAGCUCAGCCGCGGGCUGGCAGCCCGAGGCAGUGCUCAUCCCGCUUGCCUACCUCCUCAUCUUCCUCAUCGGCACCGUGGGCAACUGCCUGGUCCUGGCCGUGCUGCUGCGCAGCGGGCGGGUGAAGAACACCACCAACCUCUUCAUCCUCAACCUGGGGGUGGCCGACCUCUGCUUCAUCCUCUGCUGCGUCCCCUUCCAAGCCACCAUCUACACCCUGGACGGGUGGGUGUUUGGGCCCUUCAUGUGCAAGGCCGUCCACUUCUUCAUCUUCCUCACCAUGUACUCCAGCAGCUUCACCCUGACCACCGUCUCCCUUGACAGGUACCUGGCCAUCCGCUACCCCCUGCACUCACGGGAGCUGAGGACACCCCGGAACACCCUCACUGCCAUCUGCUUCAUCUGGGGUCUUUCCUUCAUCCUCUCGGGCCCUUACCUCAGCUACUACAAGGAGUUCCAGCUGGCCAACCUGACCGUCUGCCACCCCAUCUGGGAGAUCUCCCAGCGCAAGGUCAUGGACAUCUGCACCUUCAUCUUCAGCUACAUCAUCCCGGUGCUGAUCCUGAGCCUCACCUACGGGCGGACUAUUCACUACCUGUGGAGGUCCGUGGACCCUCUCCAAGACAUGUCAGAGGCCAAGAAGGCCAAGCGGAAGGUCACGAGGAUAAUCAUCAUUGUAGCUGUCCUGUUCUGCCUCUGUUGGCUGCCCCAUCACCUGCUCAUCCUCUGUGUGUGGUUCGGGUACUUCCCCCUCAAUCACACCACGUACGUGCUCCGCAUCCUCUCACAUCUCGUCUCUUACACCAACUCCUGUGUGAACCCCAUCGUCUACGCCCUGGUCUCCAAAUACUUCCGCAAGGGCUUCAAGGAGAUCCUCAUCUGCCUCCUGCACCAGGAGCCAGCCCACAGGGGCCACGAGGCCCAGGUGAUGAACCCACUCAGCAUGCUGGAGGCAGAGCUCAGCGAGGUGACCCAUGGUGGCUGCUCCUGCCUGCGCUGCACGGGCCCAGCCCAGACCUGGGGGACAGCAGAGCUGGUGGGACAGCAGCGGGCAGCUGAUGGCUCCUGCAUCACCUUCAGCAUCACCUAGCAGAGCUCCUUCCCACCCCGUGGCUCUGCAGUGUCCUGCAGCAUCACAGGCCUGGGGAUGGGCUAUGUUUGGGGUUGAAAUGCAUCUAAACAUACUCUUUUCCAUUGAAAUGCACCCAGAUACUAUAACUGUUAAAGUGAUGCUGCUGACUACAGACUCAGCCAAGCAACCAAGCAGGGAGCCAAGGGCAGGAUUUGCUUCCACCAUGCACAUACUGAGAGCUUUUCACACAAACUUUCAUGUGUCUCAAAUGCUCCUCUGUCAGGACUUACACCCAGUUACAUCUACACCUGGAGCUUAUUGAAAGCUCUGCUCCCUCCAACCAACACAACCUCCAGCUGGGUGCACUUUUAGGGACAUUUGGGAAGUCUUGGUUCAUUUGUAUCCCAGUUCAGCAGCUGAGUCCCAAGGAACCACAGCCCCAUAGGCAAAAACCUGGCUCAGGUAGAAAAUCCAGGAGAGAAGCAUAAAAGUCAGGACAGAAACCUUCCAGUGCUGGCUGGGCUGCCACAGCUCCUGGGGGCUUGUGGCUUGGAGAGGUUUCCCCAUGGCUGGAAGCUGGAACACAUAUCCAUAGACAAGUAUGGAGUGCUGAGGGCACAGAGAACCAUCACCCUAUGCUGCUGCUGUCCAUGGCUCACCCUGGCCAUUAGGGUACAUGCGAGGCUCUGGCUCUGCAGCCCAGGCAGAGGUCACCAAGGACCGGUGGGGUGGAAGGAACACAGCCGUGGCCCCACAGGAGAGGCUGUGCUGCCAGGGGAAGGGGAGCAGGGCAUCAAUGCUCAGUGCCACUCACAGGCAGCUUGGGCAUAGCUCAGCAAGGUGCUUGUGGAGGAGAGAAAAGCUUCCUAUGGCCAUG